Messenger RNA from Entamoeba invadens IP1, 606 nucleotides. RefSeq lists its product as hypothetical. The transcript is spliced from 3 exons. The record is from RefSeq and is a predicted model, not a curated record. Bases 1 to 606 code for a protein of 201 amino acids. Gene Ontology annotation, cellular component: plasma membrane. NCBI's taxonomy places the organism in Eukaryota, Evosea, Mastigamoebida, Endamoebidae. Gene Ontology annotation, biological process: signal transduction. Gene Ontology annotation, molecular function: GDP binding; GTP binding; GTPase activity.
AUGAACGAUAAACUACCUAUUAACAUCACAAUAUGUGGCGCGCCGGAUUCUGGGAAAACAGCGAUGAUUCGCCGACUUCUCGACGACGAGUUUAGUGAGGAGAAGGGUGAGAGUUAUCAAGACGCAAAAAAAAUAGAUGUGACUGUCGAAGGCUUUCCGAUCACCGCGGCCAUCUCCGAACGUGGGAAUGACACGUUUAUGAAAAGUAUGAGUACCGACCCCGCCGCCCGUGGUGAUGUUUUGAUGUAUUUAUACAACGCGACCGACAGAGAGUCAUAUGAAAACACCAUGAAUGUAUAUCAAUAUUUCAGUCGAAUGAAUGACUCUGCCAUCAUCUAUUUGGUUGCGAGUUUUACUGAUGUUGGUAAACGUGCGGUGACGAUGAGUGAAGGUAAAAAUGUGGUAGUAAGUCAAGGUGGAUUCUAUGCGGAGGUCUCUUCCAAAACUGGCGAUGGCAUUCGUGAGUUGUUUGAAAUUGCAAUCCACAACUUUCUGACUUCGGAAAUCAGAGUCGACAAAUACAAAACAACACAUAAAAUUAAACCAAAAAAGACUAAGAAAGAUGGUAAGAAGUCCCCACGAGAAAAAGAUUGUUACAUUGUGUAA